GGGUGGGGCGGGCCCGUGAAGUACCGUAACCAACAGCCCCCCGCCCCCUCCCCGGAGGGGCGCCUAGGGGAGACCUUUGCUCCCGCAGCCGGUGAUUCCUGUGGAGGAGUCACUCGGGAAAGGCCAGAGACGCGUUUCCCGCCCUGGACACGGAAGCGUCUCCUCCUCACAAACGGGCGACCGUGAGGUCCCCGGGGCCCGGACUUGCCUUCUGACUGGGGCCGAGGACUGUUGACUGAAGAGGACAGGGGGUUGGGGAGGGGCGUGUCCCGCAGGAGUCCCGGGAGACGCGGGUUGGGGGAAGGUCCCGGGAAUGCAGGACCUGUCGAGAGUCUUGGCGCUGUGGCUGACUUGCCGUGUGACCUCUAGCGACUUCUGACCCUUGGACGGGGUUUCUGGGAUUUGUGGAACUGACGGUUGGUCUAGGUGAUCCCUAAGAGUCUGUCCAGUUUGAGAAGCAGUGAUUUGGUUCGAUAGACUUCCGUGAUUUGCUAGUUCUUCGAGAAGUUGCUUCUGAUGUGGAGGCAGUCGCCUGCUUGUUUCGUGUUGAGUUUGGGAGGACUUAAGAUGGGUAGACUGGCCCUUGAACCUAACCUUUCAUUUGGGAACAGCCUCGCUGAGAGGUGGUCAGUCAAGGUAUAUCAAAAUUGUGACUGCAGAGAGAGUGUGGAGUCCCGACCCUGAGUCUUUGAAAACUGUGGACACAAAGACCUGCUAUUUGAUAGGAAUGGCUCAAGAUCAAACUGGCUUUAUGUAAAUAUGGAGAGAAGUGAUGAGAUGCAGUAGGCAAAGUUCCCAAGAAAACUUGGAAAAUUAAUCAGUUGAGAAGUGAAAUGAAGAGCGAGGGAAGGGAGUGUUUAGAACACACCUAGGUUGUAAUGGUGAUAUUUAGCAUUGUUUAGCAGUAUCCAGUGUUUGUCUAAAACUUAGCCUUCUUUGAGCCUCGCAACACCUCUGAAGGAGAUGGUAUUGUCCCUGCAUUACCACUUAAAAGAGACUGUGGUUUAAAGUCUAACACAGCCUGAGACACAGUAGGUGCUCAGGAAGUAUUGAAUGAAUUAAUCAGAAGGGGUGUGGCUUGUCCAGGUUGGCAUCACUUGGAGGAGUAGAGACGGAGCUCGAACUGGUCACAUCACAGUUUUUCAAGAGUUCGCUGUGAUUGAAAACUUAGCUUUCUCUUUUACCACCAAAGUUUCAGCCUAUAGGAAAACAAAAUGGGUGAAGGAAAAUGAAGAGAAAGCUUUAAAAGGGAUUCUAGUUGAGAAUAUGACAUGAACAUGGGGAAGAUGAGAAUUUAAGUGAAAAAUAUUAACUCGGGCAAAAUAAAGUGUUCAUUUUCAGUUGUCAUUGUAACCAGUGAUGGAAAGGAAGUUGCAGGCCUAAUUUCUUGGUUGCAUGAGGAAAUGCUAUUAUUAGAGCCUUGAUAAAUAGAGAAAUGGAAGUUUGGGGGAAGAGGUUAAAUAAAUAGGAAAGAGAAGUUGAAAGAAAAGGUACUGAAUCUUCCAAUGUCAGGGAAAUUGGGGGAUAGAAAAAAUGCCAUCUGUACAGAAAGUCAUAAUGAAGCUAUUGUGUUGAUUGGUAAGUCUUUGGAGGAUUGUCCUCUGGAUGAAGAUGAAGAUGCAUUUCAGGGCCUGGGAGAGGAGGACGAAGAGAUUGAUCAAUUCAAUGAUGAUACAUUUGGAUCAGGUGCAGUUGAUGAUGAUUGGCAGGAAGCACAUGAGCGCCUGGCUGAACUGGAGGAGAAGCUGCCUUCAGCAGUUAAUGAACAAACCGGCAAUGGGGAAAGGGAUGAGAUGGACUUGUUGGGUGACCAUGAGGAAAAUCUGGCAGAGAGGCUCAGUAAGAUGGUGAUUGAAAAUGAACUCGAAGACCCAGCUAUCAUGAGGGCGGUACAGACCAGGCCAGUGAUGCAACCCCAACCAGGAAGUCUGAAUUCGAGCAUCUGGGAUGGAUCUGAAGUUCUGAGGCGAAUCCGAGGACCCCUGCUUGCUCAGGAAAUGCCUACAGUGUCUGUGUUAGAAUAUGCCUUGCCUCAGAGGCCCCCCCAGGGCCCAGAAGACGAUCGGGACCUUUCCGAGCGUGCACUACCAAGGCGGUCCACCUCGCCUGUCAUUGGGAGUCCUCCUGUUAGAGCUGUCCCCAUAGGCACCCCACCUAAGCAGGUGGCUGUGCCCAGCUUCAACCAGCAGCCUGUGCAGUCCUGUUCCAUAGACUUCCCUCCACCUGAAACCAGCAGCUGGAAAGGAAGGCCAAUGUGGAAGGUUCUGUGUCCAAAGCCUGUCCACGUUCGGCCCCCGGUGCCGCCACGGUUCCCUGCUCCCUACGGUGAGAGGGCGCCUCCAGACCAGCUCUGCGGCGUCCCGAACUCCUCCCUGCUGGGCCACCCUUUCCCACCUAGUGUCCCUCCUGUCCUCAGCCCCCUCCAGAGAGCACAGCUUCUUGGAGGAGCGCAGUUACAGCCCGGACGGAUGUCUCCCAGCCAGUUUGCACGGGUCCCUGGAUUCGUGGGCAGCCCGCUUGCUGCCAUGAAUCCCAAGCUGUUGCAAGGUCGAGUCAGGCAGAUGCUCCCCCCGGCGCCAGGCUUCCGUGCCUUCUUCAGCGCCCCACCCCCCGCUACACCGCCACCUCCACAGCAGCACCCCCCCGGUCCAGGACCCCACCUGCAAAACCUAAGAUCACAGGCCCCAAUGUUUAGACCAGACACAACCCACCUUCAUCCACAGCAUCGUCGACUCUUGCAUCAGAGACAGCAACAGAGUAGAAAUCAGCAUCGGAAUCUCAACGGUGCAGGAGACAGAGGGGGUCACCGGAGCAGUCAUCAGGAUCAUAUCCGAAAGGAUCCGUAUGCCAACCUCAUGCUGCAGCGAGAAAAAGACUGGGUCUCCAAAAUCCAGAUGAUGCAGCUGCAGAGCACUGACCCCUACCUGGAUGACUUCUAUUACCAGAAUUACUUUGAAAAACUGGAGAAACUGUCAGCUGCUGAAGAAGUGCAAGGUGAUGGCCCGAAAAAGGAGCGUACCAAGCUCAUCACGCCUCAGGUGGCCAAGCUGGAGCACACCUACAAGCCAGUGCAGUUUGAGGGCUCUUUGGGAAAGCUCACUGUCUCUAGUGUGAAUAAUCCCCGAAAAAUGAUUGAUGCUGUUGUGACAUCUCGGAGUGAGGAUGAUGAGACAAAAGAAAAACAGGUUCGGGACAAAAGACGAAAAACCCUUUUCAUAAUUGAGAAAACCUACAGUUUACUGCUUGAUGUGGAAGAUUAUGAAAGGCGUUACCUCCUAAGUCUGGAAGACGAGCGACCUGCCCUGAUGGAUGAAAGAAAGCACAAAAUUUGUUGCAUGUAUGACAACUUAAGGGGGAAAUUGCCUGGACAGGAGAGGCCAAGUGAUGACCACUUUGUACAGAUCAUGUGUAUCCGAAAGGGGAAGAGAAUGGUGGCCCGGAUUCUGCCUUUCCUCUCCACAGAGCAAGCAGCUGACAUUCUCAUGACAACAGCCAGGAACCUCCCUUUCCUCAUCAAGAAGGAUGCACAGGAUGAGGUGCUGCCAUGCCUAUUGAGUCCCUUCUCUCUCCUCCUCUACCAUCUUCCACCAGUGACUGUCGCCAGCCUCCUGCAGCAGCUGAUGAGCCUACCUCAGGGCACAGCGGCCCCGGCUCCGUCCAACCCGCACCUCUCUACUGUGCUCCAGAGCAAGUUUGGCCUGUCACUGCUCCUCGUCGUCCUGAGCCGCGGGGAAGACCUACAGAGCUCAGACCCUGCUUCAGAAUCGGCGCAAAGCAACCCGUGGACGGAGGUGAUGUUCGUGGCAACCCGAGAACUUUUGCGGAUUCCCCAGACAGGCCUGGCCAAGCCAAUCUCUAUACCCACAAACCUAGUAUCCCUCUUUUCUCGUUAUGUUGACCGACAGAAACUGAACUUGCUGGAGACAAAACUGCAGCUAGCUCAGGGGAUUCGGUAAAGGUGCCACACGCGUCCUGGGCCUCUGGCUGCCUCCCGCACAGCUGCCGUCUCCAGUGGAGUGUGGCUUUUAACGAGGGAGGGAAGGUAGCUCACUCCCCAGAGCGUCUGGUGGGACCGAGUCCCACUCACAGGGGUUGUCUCUGAAUGCCAGGUACUCUCCACUGCUCUGUGAAAUGUGGCUGGGUUCAUACUUGUGCCGGUUUCCUUACCUUCUGUGUGACAGUCCUGCAUGUCCCAGUUGACUAGAUUCUUCUCCAUCCUGCCUUUUCUUUGCCCUCGAGACACAAACAUAACCUCUCCCUUCAUCCCCCCACCACUGCUCCAGCUCAGAGUAGGACAGGAUUCCUUCCCUCCUCGCCCCUUAUUAAUAUGACUGUAGGAAAGCUGAUGAAGUAGAAAUAUAUAUGUAUGCGCGCACACACACCCCAGAUUUGUACGUUUAUGUGGUCUCCAAAGGGUCCUUAAAGAACGAGUUUAGGCUGAGAAAUUUAGUUGACACACUAUCCCUUCUCUAACCACAAACCAGCUGAUGUGUUUUUAAUCUGUUCCUCAUCCAUCUUGUGAUUGAUUUGAUGGGUUCUACUUGUUCUAAUAAAAUGUAGGGUAUGCA
Molecule: messenger RNA, 4568 nt
Organism: Odocoileus virginianus texanus
Lineage: Eukaryota; Metazoa; Chordata; Mammalia; Artiodactyla; Cervidae
Gene: PATL1
Product: PAT1 homolog 1, processing body mRNA decay factor
Biological process (GO): P-body assembly; deadenylation-dependent decapping of nuclear-transcribed mRNA
Cellular component (GO): P-body
Molecular function (GO): RNA binding
Source: RefSeq, a predicted model, not a curated record